Sus scrofa (pig) is the source of this 3288-nucleotide messenger RNA. Lineage: Eukaryota; Metazoa; Chordata; Mammalia; Artiodactyla; Suidae. The record is from RefSeq and is a predicted model, not a curated record.
GCUCCCCUGAGCAGGGCACUCUCGGGGACUCCUGCCCCGCCGACCCUGGCCGCCAGGGGGUGCCCCAGGGGCGUAGCGCCGAGAGGAGAAGGCAAGGGGGACCAUGCGGCGCCUGCCUCGCCGCCUGGUGCUGCCGAUCUUCGGAGUGCUGUGGAUCACCGUGCUGCUGUUCUUCUGGGUAACCAAGAAGAAGUUGGAGGUGCCGACGGGACCUGAAGUGCAGACCCCCAAGGUUUCGGAUACUGACUGGGAUGACCUGUGGGACCAGUUUGAUGAGCGGCGAUACCUGAAUGCCAAGAAGUGGCGUGUCGGGGACGAUCCCUAUAAGCUGUAUGCUUUCAACCAGCGGGAGAGUGAGCGGGUCGCCAGCAACCGGGUGGUCCCGGACACUCGCCUUUUCAGAUGCACCCUGCUGGUGUACUGCGCAGACCUUCCUCCCACGAGCAUCAUCAUCACCUUCCACAACGAGGCCCGCUCCACCCUGCUGAGAACCGUCCGCAGCAUAUUAAACCGCACCCCUAUGAAUCUGAUCCAGGAAAUCAUAUUGGUGGAUGACUUCAGCAAUGACCCUGAGGACUGCAAACAACUCAUCAAGCUGCCCAAGGUGAAAUGCUUACGCAAUAAUGAGCGGCAAGGUCUGGUCCGGUCCCGGAUCCGGGGUGCUGACGCUGCCCAGGGGACCACCCUGACUUUCCUUGACAGCCACUGUGAGGUGAACAGGGACUGGCUCCAGCCUCUCCUGCACAGGGUCAAAGAGGACUACACGCGGGUCGUAUGCCCUGUGAUCGACAUCAUCCACCUGGACACCUUCGACUACAUCGAGUCGGCCACGGAGCUCAGAGGGGGCUUUGACUGGAGCCUCCACUUCCAAUGGGAGCAGCUCACGCCAGAGCAGAAGGCUCGGCGCCUGGACCCCACUGAGCCCAUUCGGACUCCAAUCAUAGCUGGAGGGCUCUUUGUGAUGGACAAAUCCUGGUUUGACUACCUGGGGAAAUACGACACGGACAUGGACAUCUGGGGUGGAGAGAACUUUGAAAUCUCCUUCAGAGUAUGGAUGUGCGGGGGCAGUCUGGAGAUCGUUCCCUGCAGCCGCGUGGGCCAUGUCUUCCGCAAGAAGCACCCGUAUGUCUUCCCGGAUGGAAACGCCAACACGUAUAUAAAGAACACCAAGCGGACAGCCGAAGUGUGGAUGGACGAAUACAAGCAGUACUAUUAUGCUUCCCGGCCAUUUGCCCUGGAGAGGCCCUUUGGAAACAUCGAGAGCAGAUUGGACCUGAGGAGGAACCUGCAGUGCCAGAGCUUCAAGUGGUACCUGGAGAAUGUCUAUCCAGAACUCAGAAUACCCAAGGACUCCUCCAUCCAGAAGGGCAACAUCCGACAGAGGCAGAAGUGCCUGGAGUCUCAAAAGCAAAAGGACCAAGAGAUCUCCAACCUCAGGUUAAGCCCCUGUGUCAAGAUCGAAGGCAAGGAUGCAAAGUCCCAGAUGGAACGGAGGCCUGCAGAGAUUGUUCCAGGUCAGAUGCUCGUCAGUGAGGAACGCAAGAUCUGCAAAAUCUGGCCACCACACCACAGCUCUGCUGAGGCUGCCGCUGCUGCUGGAUCCUGGCUGGUUCCAGGGCCCUUUUAUUGAGGAGGUGGCUCUGGACCAUUCUAAGAUCAGUGCCUGUGCUUGGGCACCAACUUAGCUCCAUGCCUGCUGCCUUCAGUGCUUUCGCUCCUUCAGUUGUCUGCAUCUUUCCUGUCUGCUUGUCCAUCCAGCACAGGGUAGAAGCCCCACGCUGAGUGCUGUAGCCAGAUGGGCAUUUGCUCGGGAAAAGUCAACCACCCCACUGACAGCCCAUCCUGGUCCCCACCCGCCCAGGCAUCUCCCGAGGCCUCCUCUAAGCUCAGAAGGCCUUAAGACUGCCCGGCCUGGCCCAUCCCUUCCCCAUCAUCAAUACUGCUUUUCCAGGGCAGGAGCCAUAGGGCUGGAGGGCCAGAAAUGGACCCCUUGCCCUCCUCAGCCCCUUACCAGCCUAUCCCAGAAGGGGCCAGGCUGCCCACACUGCCUCCAGGAUGGCCCCUGGCUGACCUUCCAGGGGUGUGGCCAUGUCUGUGUGCAUUGGGAGUGGGGGCUAUUCUCUGCCAGUCCCUCCAGUGGAGCCAUCCGUGCUCACCAGUCGAGGCCAGGCCAGCCUGAGCCACCAGAGCUGCCUUCUUGAAUUCAGUUCUGACUCCAAGAAUCAUUUAAUGAACCCAUUCAUCACUGGCCAUUCUCAGAAGCCUGACAGGCCGCAGAAUGGGAAUCGGAAAACCUCUCCCUGCUUCCUGCCCCACCUGCUCCUGUGUUCUGCUCCCCACUCCUCUCGUCUCCUGCAGAUGUAGCCAUGGAGCUGUGUUCCUCUGGGGGAACUGUGAGGCUGAAUUAUUUCAAUGCCAGUAAAACAGCAGCUAACGGCAAGUCUGCUCUGUGAAAGGACUUCGAUCCCUGUCUGUGCUUGUGCAUAUUCUCCUUGGGGUGGAGGUGGGGGUGUUUCUCUAUGUGGCUUCCUAAGCCCCCAGCCCCUGGGUACCAUAUGCAUUCCUUCCCAGAAAGCACUUGUGGAUGGGGUAUCUCAGAGUCAAAAGGACCACUACCCAUCCACCCACCCACUCCCACACCAUCCCCAGUAUUUCUGGUCUUUGAAGCCCCUAGGACAGCCAGAAAGAAAUGCCCAAAUGGGAAAUUCCAGAAAUUGUGGUAUAUUUCUAAGUUUUUAUGUUUUAUCAGUUAAUGCCUUUAACAUAAAAAACACAAAGCCAGUGUAUUGUUGUGAUCAUAAGAUAAUUACAGGGCUUAUUUUUACAAUGCUAAUUCAUGGUUCACUGCAAGCUGUGUGGUUGGGUAAUAGGACAGAAGGAUGAGCCUUAUCUUUCGGUGACUGUGUGUUGAGCCUCAUUUCUAGGCAAUUCAGAGGUUUAAUGUGGAGCCCGGGGCAAAUGGCACCUAGGCAGCCCUGCCCUUGAACCUGGGCCCUUCUCUCCCCUCCCCAAGGAAUUUUCUGGGCCCAUGCCCAGGACCUGCAACCACCUUCUAUGUCACACUUUAAAUGUGAUGGACCCAGAACCAACCACCCAAAUGACCCGAGUCUGAUUUCAGGGCCUGCAUGGAUCUCUCUCUCUUUCCUGGGUCUGUUUCAGGGGGUGGACCAUGUGCCAAGCGUAGACAGUUGGGCUCUCAGGGGCCCAUUUCCUGAGGAGUGACCAAGCGGGAGACGCAGGUUGGGAGCUCACAGCGGAGACAGAGGUGGGGUGGAAAGAAAAGAGGGG